AUCCCACCUUUGGGUGCCUCACCUGGGUCCAGCCUCGGGCACAUGGGACAAGUGGAGGAUGGAUGCGGCCAUGCAGCGCUUUCCAGCAAGGCAGAGGAAGAAGAUCCGGACUCAGAAAACGAGAAGCUGGUGGUGAGAGAACCAGAGGAUGAGGAUGCUGAAGAUGAAACAUUCUCUUUUAAAUACAGUCCUGGAAAGCUGAGGGGAAACCAGUACAAGUCAAUGAUGACCAAAGAAGAACUCGAGGAAGAACAAAGGGUUCAGAGAGAGCAGCUGGCUGCCAUCUUCAGGCUCAUGAAGGAAAAAAGUGACACAUUUGGAGAGAUGUCUGAAGGAGACAUGAAGGAGCAGCUUAGACUGUAUGAUAUAUAACCUUGCAGCCAGUGGAGACUAUGCCCAAAAGUCACCUUGGCCCUUAUUAUGCAGCACACUGGAGACUGUAGUGCUAUAAACAUGUUUUGGUAGCUAUUUUGCAGUUCCAGUUUGUUUUGCAAACGCAUAUAGGCCUGUGAUACAUAUUUCAAAAGACUUGUAAUGUCUCACCCAUUUUAUCAUUUUUCCUUGAAGA
This is a messenger RNA of Pelecanus crispus (Dalmatian pelican), 568 nucleotides long. NCBI's taxonomy places the organism in Eukaryota, Metazoa, Chordata, Aves, Pelecaniformes, Pelecanidae. The record is from RefSeq and is a predicted model, not a curated record.